Messenger RNA from Vanessa atalanta (red admiral), 11297 nucleotides. It is a transcript of the gene Dora, whose product is annotated as zinc finger SWIM domain-containing protein 8 homolog. Lineage: Eukaryota; Metazoa; Arthropoda; Insecta; Lepidoptera; Nymphalidae. Gene Ontology annotation, cellular component: Cul2-RING ubiquitin ligase complex. The transcript has 27 exons. The record is from RefSeq and is a predicted model, not a curated record. Gene Ontology annotation, molecular function: zinc ion binding. The coding region runs from base 162 to 4634 and encodes 1490 amino acids.
UCUGGAGUUUUCCUGAUAGUGAGGAUGAUAUUCGUCUUUAUUCUUGUCUUGCAAAUGGAUCAGCUGAUGAGUUUCAGAAAGGUGAACAUUUGUUCAGGGACAGAGCUGUAAAAGAUGUUUUACAGAUUGGCUUCCAUUUAUCUGCAACUGUUACAUUAAGUAUGACAAGAGCUCAAUACAAUGUAGCAGUCACAUUUGACAGACAAAAGAUUUCUUCCUGCAAUUGCACCUGCUCAUCAUCGGCCCACUGGUGCUCUCACAUUGUUGCUGUAUGCCUUUACAGAAUACAUUUACCAACACAAGUCUGCUUAAGAGCACCAGUGUCAGAAUCACUACAGAGAUUACGAAGAGAUCAGCUACAAAAAUUUGCACAAUACCUUAUAUCAGAGUUACCACGUCAAGUUUUGCCCACGGCGCAGAGAAUAUUAGAUGAAUUAUUGUCAGCUCAACCUAAUCAGAUAAACACAACUUGUGGAGCGCCAGAUCCUACUGCUGGCGCAUCGGCUUAUGAGUUCACUUCUUGGUUUCUGGAUGAAAAAACAUUGCAUAAUAACAUCAACAAAAUAUUAGUCAAGUUCUGUGUUCCAGCUCCAAUAGUAUUUAGCGAUGUGAACUACUUAAGUACUAGUGCCCCUCCAGCUGCCGCUGAAUGGUCAUCACUACUGCGACCACUCAGAGGGAGAGAACCUGAGGGAAUGUGGAAUUUGUUGUCUAUUGUACGAGAAAUGUUUAAACGAAGUGAUCGAAAUGCCAUACCUUUGCUUGAAAUUAUUACUGAGGAAGUGAUGGCUUGUGAACAGAUUAUAGUUUGGUGGUACAGUACGAAGGCAGCUCUGGUGGCGUGGGGGGGCGGCGGCAAGCACGGCGCCGCCGGCAACUCUGCCGCGCAGCACGCCUGCUCCUCGCUCUGCGACGAGGUGGUUAUACUCUGGCGACUAGCUGCUCUGAACCCGGGCCUGGCGCCUCACGAACGAGACACACUGCACGAACAGUUUGCCCAGUGGCAUACGAAAGUUCUAGAGAAGGUGGCUAAGAACCGGAACAACCACAUAAACACGUCGUCGUCGCACCCGCGGCACUCGCGCGCGCACUCGCACCCGCCCUACAUCAACGGCAUCAGUGAGAGCGAAGUGUUUCCCGGAUUCCAUCCCGCUAUGGAAGCCUGUUUCCUCGAGUGGGAUGACUAUCAGAUACCCGGCGUCACUUAUACUAAAGAUCUCAAUCCGCUCUAUCACAGUCCAUUCACUAUUUUCCGACACACGGAUAAGAACGAUAGCGUUCAUCAGGUUAACUCUUCCAAAGCAGUGUUGAAUAAUGAGAUGUCUCUGAGUUAUCGUCUCACAAAUCCGGAUCCCUCACAUAUUGGACAUCGCAAAUUACUUCAUAGAAACAAUCGUGUAGCAGUCGAUAUGGCCAUCCCCGGACCUUCCAGUCAGGCUCGUGGUUCUGGUGAAGGGCCGAGCGAUGUAUUAGUACGUGAUUCUGGCCCAAGUGACGGAAAUCAUUCCAGCGUGUCAUCUGAAGGCUUCUGCGAGAACGAAGAGGAAAUACUUCAACAGAGCGGCGGAGAUACGGACUCGCAGGAGUCGAGCUCCGCCGGCGCGUCGUCGGACGACGCCGUGAGGCGCGUGUCGCACGACGACUCUGUGUCCGACGACGACUGCAACCUCUACUACUACGACGCGACAGCUGCGAGACGAGUCGCUAUCGACUCCAAUCAAACUCACAAUUCAAGCGGUAGCCGUAAUGGCGGAGGCUCGAGCUCGUUCGCGAACUGGGGCUGUGGCUGGGAGGUGUCGUUUGCGCGCGCCGAGGGGCUGCACGCACACGGACACGCGCGGGAAGCCUGCGCGCUCGGUGCUUGCCUGGCUGCCGAACUACUCGCGAGUCCACCCGCUCUCGUGUCUCGCUCGGUAGGCUCGGCCGCGGCCGCCAGCGUGGGCGCGAGCGUGGGCUCGGUGCUGAGCGCGGCGGCCGAGGCGCGGCGCGCGCGGCGCCGGCACGCGCCCUCGCCGCGCCUUUGCGCCGCCAGCCAUCGCCUCUCGUGUCUCGCCUCCGCCACGCUCGCCAAGUGCGCCUUCCUCUGCACGGUAUUAGCAGAGUUUAAUGAACAUCAUGAAUUGGCUUUCCGAGUUGGACUAUACGCCCUGGAAAUGGCUCGACCGCCUGCUAGUACGAAAGCACUAGAAGUAAAGCUCAAUAAUCAGGAGACGGAACUCGUUGCGUUAUUGAAAAAACUCCCAACUGGAGUGGAACAGCUACUGUUGGCUAGAGAAAAAGCGGAACAGCUACGAGAUGGAACUCUCAGAAACCGUGGCCCAGCCUUACUUCCCAUUGCAUUGGCGAGCUUCCUGUUCGACGUCCUCGUUCUAUCGGCUACAGAUAAAGAGAAUAAACACCCAGCAAGAUCACCAUCGGACGAGAUGUUAGGUUUCGAAUCAGCCGUAGCAGCUUUAGGUCUGAAAGCGAAUGUGUCAGAAGCUGACCAUCCAUUGCUUUGCGAGGGAACACGAAGACAACGAGGCGAACUGGCAAUUACUCUCUUAUCGUUUUAUAAGGACGAUCCCGUUAAACUGGCUAGGAUCAUGAACAAGCUACUGGACCGUGAAAUUCAUCAACUAACGAAGAAUCCAAUGGUUAGCAUGUAUUACACAAACAACCCGCGUCUAGCCGCCUACCGCACUGACACAGCACUAUAUAACCAUCAAGUUCAUUCUGUGCACGCGCAGCAUUCUGCACCCGUCUUACAACAAUCAGCUUCUUCUGCGUGUCCGCUGGUGCGCGACAUGGAGCGGCUGUCGGUGUCGGAGGGCGGCCCGUCCCCGCCCGCCGCGCCGCACGCGUCGCACCAGGCGCACGCGCCGCCGCACCAGACGCUGCCCAGGCUCAAGGACUCGAGAUAUAAGGGUAAACGACUGUAUCCAUCGGUACCCAAUCAGCCUUCAGAAGCUUCAGCACAUUUUAUGUUCGAAUUGGCUAAAUCUGUGCUCUUCAAAGCUGGCGGCUCCUCCAGUACAAGCCUUUUCACAGAAACAUCUUGUGCUAGAGAACAUCAUGGUCCACAUAGAGGAUUACACAUGGCGGCAUUCCAGUUGGGUCUAUACGCCUUAGGGCUUCACAAUUGUGUAAGCGCAAAUUGGCUCAGUCGUACUUAUUCUUCACAUGUAAGCUGGAUUACAGGGCAAGCUAUGGAUAUUGGAGCACCGGCAAUUUUGUUCCUAAUAGAUGCCUGGGAGGGUCAUCUCACUCCACCAGAAGCUGCAGGAAUAGCAGAUAAAGCGUCGUCGGGCUGCGACGUGCACCUGGUGCGCGCGGCGGCCGAGCUGGCGCUGUCGGUGUUGCCGCACGCGCACGCGCUCAACUACAACGAGAUCCAGCGCGCCGUGCUGCAGUGCAAGGAGCAGGGCGACGCCAUGCUCGAGCGCGCCUGUCUCACCGUCGAGGCGGCCGCGAAGGGAGGUGGUGUGUACCCGGAAGUGCUAUACACGGUGGCGCGCUACUGGCACGAACUUUACAUGCGCCAAGCCAGCGAGGAGGGAGACUGUGUACUCGACGAGCCGGCCUAUCGCGCACCACCUCCGCUGGCCGUCCCUCUACCCUACCCGCUGCCCUACCCUUUCGCCUACCACCCUUAUCCUCCUCCGAUCUACCAGCUGCAAGUGACUCAUCCUCCUCAGUUCGGAAGCACAGCAACGGCACACCCGGGUGCACAGUUCGCCCUGCAGCCGUACUUCGUGCGCGGGAUCGUAGCUCAGACGCACGCACACCCGCAGCACGCGACGCACCCGCAGCACGCGUCGCUGCCGCAGCACGUGACGCACGCGCAGCACACGGCGCACCCGCCGUCCCUCACGGUUAAUGAGAACGUAGUUUAUCAACAGCAUCCCGCACCCAUUCCGGUCUCGAUGUCAGCCGGACACGUUCAAAUGCCCACACCUGGAGUCAGUACCGUCGGUGCCGUGGGCGCUGGAGUGAACGCAGUGGGAACAGUGACAACUGUCAGUGGAGUCAGUGCCGUCAGCGGAGUCAGCGGAACUAUCGGUACAGCCAAUGGCGUAGGGCCGCCGGCGUUGCCUCCAGCGCAGCUCCGUCGCUUAUUAGCCGCCUAUCGAGUUGGAAUGCUAGCUCUGGAGACUCAGGCACGGCGAGUUCACGACGACCGCCCACAAAAUAAAUUUGGAAGAAACCCGCCGUACGGCGAGCACGUGAAGUGGCUGCUGCGCAUAUCGAAGCGUCUGGGCGCGCAGUACCUGCACCAGUUCUGCGUGUGCGCAGUCAACUCCGUGGUGUCGCCCUUCGUGCUGUACGAGCUGUGCGUGGAGUCGGCGCACUGGCUGGCGCGCGGCGGCCCGCACCACCUCGUCAUGCAGCACCUGCGCGGCACGCUCGCGCCGCUCGUGCACAAGUGCCAGCAGAUGUACAUACAAUGCAUACAUCAGAAGCUGUACCACCUGACGGCGGUGGAGUACGAGGAGUUCGUCGGCAUCGUGCUGUCGGCGCGCACGGCCUUCCAACUGACGCCCGAGGGCAACACGCAGUUCAAGGAGUGGCUCUCUACUCUGCGCCGAUCCAAGUCGUGCAAGAAGGACCUGUGGACGCAGCUGAACGUGGCGCUGCAGACGAACGGCAAAUGACGCCGGCAGCCGAUAGUUUGUAGGAUGCGGUGCGCCGCGCGCAAACUGUCACACUCCCGCCGCUGGCCGCGCUGCCGGCUCGUCUACCAGCUGCACACCCUCUAACCGAUUCGCACACGAUGCUUUGUAAUCCGUCACGCGUAAUAUGUUGAUGCCGGGUCGAUUUCACUCGCAGCCUUACGCUACGGACGUUCGAUGUCGACAGCUUUGCCGAUCCUGAAAUUCGAAUGAUCGUAAUCUGAGGGAAUUAAAUGUAACUUUUUCCAGAUGUUUUUUUUGUAAAUGUUGUAGUGAAAUCGAUCUUCGCAAUUGUGAAAUUUUUCGAAAGAAUUAUUACGAUGUUAAGCAAAAUUAUAGAGUAUUAUAGCCGAUAAAAAUAUUUACUAUCGAGACGAUCCGUUCGUGUGGUCAGACUUGGAUUAUGAAUAUAGUGAGCGGCAAUCCUUUAAAUUUAUUUUUGAUGCAACGUGAUGUGUUUCUGUCGAUACGAAAUCGAUAUUAAAAAUAUCUGAGAUUAUUGUCUGGAACAACUUAAAGAAUAUUUUGAAUACAGAUUUAUAAUCGUAGAUAUUUCCCUACAUUGAGAUUACGUUGACACGGUAAAGAAAAAAAAAAAAGAAAAAAAGAAUUGAAAACUAGUCUCGUGUCGAUUCGUAUAUAAACUUGAGUCCGAACGUAUCGGUGUAUCGGCAAGGUAUUGGCGAUAAAUAUAUGUAUACCUGAGCAAGAAUAUCGCCUUUAUAACGUUAUCGGUUGCAUCCACUAUUUAAAUACCUCUUUUAGUUUAAUUUGAAUUAAAACUCGAUAAGAGAAUCGAUCUCAGUUUAAGCAAUUGAAAAUAUAGGACUCAUUGAAAAUAAAAUGUUGCUAGCUCCGGGAGGUAUCUGAAGGGCAAGUUACAUUUAAAAAAAAUAUUUUAGGACGUGAUUUUACGAUUUCAUUAUUAUAAUAUUCUUCAAUAAUAAAAUAAUAGUUUCAUAUAGAACAGUUCGCGCGGAGUAUUGUCAUUAAGCCUUCGAUUGUUUUAAAACAAUUUAAUCUAUAAUUCAAAUCAAUUUUCUUCCCUUAAUUAAAUGUUUUAAGUACUUGAUAAAGUCUGCAUUAGUUAUAUGAAAUAAGUUACUUAAAGUUUUUAAUAUAAUCCAUUUUAUUCUUCAACAUGUUCGACUAAAAUAAAGUAAAGCUCAUUUAAAGGUUGUGUCUAAAGUAGUUUGACAUUUCGUUGUAAUUCGAAUACUUUUUUAAAAGACUGGUUAUGCGAAUUAAUUAUCGUUUGAAAAAGGAGCUCGCAACAUUUCUCGUAUUCGCUUAAUUCGUUCAUUAUUUCACUGAAUCUAUUACUGUUAUCCGAAGCCAGUUAUUAGAAAUUAAGUUUUAUGUUUGCGUGUGUUGUGUUCUUUAGUCAGAAAUAGCACAAAAUGUUUUCAUAUGUUUUGCUCGCUUCAAUAUUCGUCCGUAUAUUUUAAUACACUUUACUAGUCAACUUUUAAGGGCAUCGGUGAACCCGUAAAGUGACUUUUUAGUUAAUUUUUUUUUAUGACGCAUUAUUUCGAUACCUACUUAAAAGAUCUCUUAAUAUUGUUUUUUACUGUACGAGAGGUAUUGAAAUAAAAUAUAAGUGAUUAUACUGUCCAUCUGAAUCAUUUAAGGCUAUGCCGUAGCACAAUUUUAGGCGAAUUAGAUAUUUUUUUAUAUUGUCGAUAUUGGUGUCGCUUUGAUGAACAUUGAAAUUUCUUAAAUUAAUUUUAUUUAAUUUAAUUGCUCAACAUAUAUUUUUUUAAAUAUAACAAAAUAUGACGCGAGCCCCAUUAAUUACGAUUUCAAUUUGUCCACUUAUUUCUUAGUUAAAAGUCUAUAAUAGCUUAUUAGAUUAAAUGUCUGAGAUACAUGAGAGCGUUUUAAAGUUAUCGCUGAUUGCGUUCGCAUUGUAAUCUUUAUUAUUUAAUAUUGAUCUGACUGAAGAUGAUGUGAAAAUAUGUAUUAUGAGGGAUAAUGUGUCUCGUACGUGUUUUAAUACAGAAAAAGUCAAGAUUUGAACAUGGCGAUAAAAUAGCACCUGUAACUGUUUAACAUUAUUAUAUACUCUACGUAUGUCUGAUAUAUUGUCGUGUGCCACGGUUGGGAAUCGUUGUAUGACCUUGUUUGAAGAACAGGCAAGAUGAAAAAUUCAAAAUUUACCAUAGUCCAUUUUAUAUCGAAAAUUGGCUAAGACGUUUCAAGUGACCUAAAAUAGUCGUUAGACUACAGAUUUAUUAGGCAGAUUGUAGAUGACAACCGUCGAUUCACUAUUUUUGAUAUAAUCUUGUCGAAAUUUGCAGUUUGAUGGACGUUUAAUAAGUAAGGAGUUGCGUUAAUACACGUAACGCGAGUUCGUUUAGCUAGAGUAACUUUAUUUACAAGUUUAUAUUAUAUGUAUUAUUAUAUUAUUGUCGUAAAGCAACGUAGCAUCUUGAGAGCCUUUUGAAAUAUAACUAUAUUACGAGUUAGGUGGAGAAGUCGACGACUAAACUCGUCAUUCCGAUGUCUUGUAUAAUUGUUCAGCCGCUUUCGUAACGGUUUAGCAUUCGAUGUCGCUAGUUUCGUAUUUGAAUGUAAAAUAUAUUACGACCAUAGGAGAUACAUUGAGAUCUUCCACUUUCGAAAGCAAUAUUAUGUAAUAUCAUCUUAGUGGAUACAGUAAAACUUAUAAUACUAUUUUAUAAAAUUACAUUUUAAAAUUAAAAUUACCUUUUAAGAGUUAUAUCAAUUUAUGAUGUCCUAAGGAUCGGAAGUUCCUGUUUAAAACUAACAUGGCAUAUUCGUGGAUCUAGAUUAUAUCUAUACUAAGUGAAAAAUAUUUUUAAAUCGAUGCUAGAUGAAAUGUAAUUUUGAAUAUUAUUAAUCAGAUCAGAAAGCUUGUAUUGGAGGAAGGUAUUUUUUAUUGUGUAGUUUAAGCUAGUAUUGAUCGCGGAAUUGUGUGUUCUUCAAAAUUAUUUGUUCUGUAACGAUAAUGUUUCACUUACAAUAUAGAUCAAAGUUACAGGAAAUACAUGUUAUUAAAAAAAACAAUAUAAAGAGUUUUUUAAAUGAUUCUUUUAAACCACCCUUUAAAGUGCUCAGCAGCUCGCCGAAUACACCCAUUAAAUAAAAUAAUUUGCUUCUGCUGCUUCUUCAACACGAAAGAAAAACCAUCGUGGUUGUACAUGCAAAACGUACCAAGAAUAUGUUCAAUUCAAUGUAUUUUUUUGCAGAAAUAUUGCGGGCGUGACUACAUUUAAUGAAAAUGAAAUUGAAUUUCAUUUUCAGUUUAUUGUGGGCUGUCAAUUUAGAUCGUACAUAGUGUUUUACGGACAAGAUCCCGUAAAUAGCUAAAGGGCUCUAGUGGUCUUGUGCCUAGUAUCAUUUUAUUAUUCAAUAUAUCAAGGUACUGGGUUCUUAAAAGUAUCAAUUGAAUCUGAAUAAGAUCUGUGCCCUCUGUAAUAUUUUUUGAUUGGUAAUUUUGCUAAUACAUCCCUUAUAUAAAAUCGCAGGUUCUUCCAACGAUACACACGAAGUCGAUGUAUAUAUUUAUAUAUAUAUUAAUGGUGUGUCUAAUCUCUGACUCGAUAUAUAACGCAUAUGCGUUUACUUAUAGUCUUGUAUAAGUUCGCACUAGUGGUACAAUAGAACGUAUGAACAGGGUGUGAUUUUUAAAGUGAGCGUGCAAAGGGUACAGAAAUUGCGAACUUUUUUAGUGUGUGUCACGCUCUCCUUCCGAUUAAAUUUAUAGACUUUUUGUACUGUGAAUUCGUGCAAGACAUCCCCGGUUGAUUUAAUGGGCACUUAAAGAAAGUUAUAGUUGUAAUAAUAUAUAAUACAGUAAUUAUUUUUGUAUUUGUUUUUUCGUUUAACAUUACAAGAAUAAUUUAAAAAAGGAAAAUCAAUCCCAAAGCUUAACUUUUUUAAAAUAAAUAUUCAAAAUUUUAAUAUAAAAUUAUUUACCGAAAUAUUGUUGUUAAUAAAUUAUCUAAGUCUAUGUGUGAAGUAUUCUCUAAGUGAAACAUCAUAACCUAUAAGUGUCUAACGUUACGGCUACUAACUUCGUCACUCGAGUAUCGUGAGAGUUGUAUUUUUAUCAGACAUUGGAAUGGCACGGUUUGUCGCCGGCCUCAGCGUCGAAUAGAAUUAGUUCAAUAUUUUUAUUAAUUAGGUGUUUGUGCAUUCAUACGCGUGGAUGUUCUUUGCAUUCAGUAGGUAGUAAAUUUUAGAAUGCUAGUUAGUAUAAAUUCACUUUCGUCACCGUUGGACGGACCUCUAUCAUAAUCCUCUAAAUCGGCCUUCGCAUCGGACGAAUGUUCGAUGAUAUCUUAUAUAAUUUCCAAUUAACCUGUAGCUCUCUAGCUGCAAUAAAGUACUUAUUGAUCCCAUACACGUCUCCGUUACCGACUCGUUAAUAAUGCACUUUGAGAUUUAUGUAAAUUGUAUAAUCACCGUAUCGAAUAAUUCAGUAAAGUCAAGUAAUAUAAGAAAUUUUAGUAAUAUAGAACAAAUGGAAAGAUCUCUUGAAUAUAGUGUUAGUUGCUAUUUGAAAUUAAACACUUAAAAAAAAUACUUCAUAGUAACUUGCCGUCCAUGAUUAUUUUGCAGCCUUUUCUCAAGAUACAUGUAAGAGUACAUAAGAUAAUUUGCCAUAUAUUUACAUUUACAUAUUUCUUAAUUAUAUUUCACGGACGAACUCCGAGGAAAGUUUUGUGUGGUUAUUAAGGCUUUUGUGCAAAGUUAGUAUGGAUUUAUGAUAUGACUUCGGAUCGUUGACAACAAUCCGACUAUGUUAUAUUAGCUGCAGUCUGAUCAGUUUUGAGCACCCUUUGAAUUUCAACGUCGAAUUAACGAAGAGUUGGGCUCACGAUAAUCGAUCUUGCAGUCUCGUAACCCAGUGAAUAUUGUUUUUUAUCUUUGUAAACUUUGCACAGGGGCGAUUAAUGUCUCGGUAUUGGCGUUACUGCACCCUUUAGAGUUCGUAAGUAAAAUAUACGUGACUAUGCUCGAUAUGCAUUAUUAACAUUUUUUGGUAUUUUUAAGAUCAUUAAAACAUAUUUCAAAUCUUCAGAAUAAAAAGUGUUUGAAGUAAAUUCGUCUCAAAAAACUAUUUUUACACUAUAUUAAUCAUAUUAUAUAAUAUUGAAAAAAAAAAAGAUGAGAGGUAUAUCGUAGUUUCAUAAUUAUAAGACGUUAGUACGGAGCAUAUUUUAAUUAGAUGUUUAAUGCAUGUCAUAGUUGUAAUCAGCCCAGUGUCGGGCAAAAUUGCAAAAUUUCAUAAGCGUUGUGGUACUUUUAUUUGCAGAAUAUUGAUAUUUUACAUAUCACUUGAACUUCUGCGAGUUUACGUGCAAUUCAUUGGUUUCAUUAUAUUCUAAUGCAGUUAUCUUCCAGUGUUCGAAAGUAUAAGUUUAUUAUCUCAAUGUAGUAAUAUUAGAUACCUAGAAACAUAACUAAUCAUAAGCAUGAAUGGCAAUGGAUAUGACAUACAGUAAUUGAACAAAUUAAUUGAAUUGAUCAUGUAGCACGUAAAUGAUUGAAAUGAAUGCUUCCUUCUGCAGUCUAUGUUACCCGUAUGUCUGUUCCACAAUACGUCUUUCUAUGUAUACACAUGGGCCUCUCGAUUUAUCAUAUUAUAAUUUAGAUACAUUAAACACUACUUCUCUGGUUACAUAGUCAUACCCAGAUGUAUAAAAUAUCUAGUCGACUAAGAAAUCAACUCGAAGCGUUCGAUAUUUAAUAAUUUACCUACGUCACAUCACAGUCGGAGACGAAUAUAAACAGUAGGACGCGCAUGCUUGAUCUCGAUUAUGUAUAAUUUUAUACAUCUGGAUUGUAGUUUUAUUAUACACUUUGUAAGUGUGUUGUCCGCCUAUUAAAAGUGUAACCAUUACGAUUGGAAUGGCUACUUAUUAGUGUACGUAAUACGUUUAUAAUAUAUAUAGUAUUGUAUCGUCCAUAUCGCAUGUUUUCAUUCGCAAUCGUGACAGAGGUACAGCGGCUACGAAACUAUAUCCGUGAUUUCAAAUAUUCUUGUUUAAAUAUAUGAUUAAUACUGGCCUCCAUGUCACUCUUGCUAGAAUAAAGACUGACAAGAACACCUGGCGAAAUAGUCAAACGAAGUCUUAAUUAAUAUCAUCGGGAUGUCUGUAAACAGUAGUUUUGCUCGUAUUUAAAUAACGCAAUAUUACUUUGGAACCAUAAUGAACCAUCCGUCACUUGUUUUCUGACAUCCUGCUUAAGUAUAGGAGUGCCCAUACAUUUUAUAUGAUUAUUAAAUUAUAAGCACUAGUGCUCCGUUGUCGCAAAUGGUUGUAAUAAUAAAGUUAUUAUUAUUAGUAAAUUGAUAGACUGUUAUGCACUAUUUCUGGUUUAACAGCGUCGACUCUUCCCCGCAUGUUGUCGCUUUAUAUGCAAACAAUGUUUUCUCGUUCUGAACACUUUGUGAUGACAGGUUCGUGUUGAAUGGCUUGCGGUUGCAUGUGGAACCACAACGUGUGCGUUACAGAACAAUUGGUAUAUUUCCUAUUUGCAAUAUCUAACGUUUACUGUAUGUUUUUACUCAAACUAAAAUAUUUUGACCUCUAGAUAAUUUUAAUGAUUACUUUUACGGAUACAUCUAAGUCUUUUUUGGCAAAAUAUUUGAAGUAACAUUAUUUAAUUAUU